Messenger RNA from Octopus sinensis (East Asian common octopus), 519 nucleotides. Its product is annotated as stimulated by retinoic acid gene 8 protein-like. The record is from RefSeq and is a predicted model, not a curated record. The transcript is spliced from 5 exons. Bases 1 to 519 code for a protein of 172 amino acids. NCBI's taxonomy places the organism in Eukaryota, Metazoa, Mollusca, Cephalopoda, Octopoda, Octopodidae.
AUGCAAGAAGAAGAGAAUAAGAAUUACGGGGACGAAGAGGGGGAGGUGGAAGAAGAGGAAGACGGAGAAGAAGAGGAAGCGGCAGAAGAAGAACACGAGGAGAAGGAAGAAGUGGAAGAAGAAGAAGAUGAAAAUGAAGAGGAGCAAUACGAUGCAAAACUUGUUCGCUUUUAUGCCAUGACAGCAAAGACCAGUGUGUUUCAAGACGAUGUGUCAUAUGAUGCUCGUUCAGUUCUUGUGCUCAGGUAUUCAGAUAUUCUGACGCGAAAAAUGGUUGAUCUCCAUCGUUCGACGAUGAAGAUAGCCUGCUUCCGAAUUAACAAGCAAGCAGUAAUUAAAAUUGUUAUAUGGAUGGCUUUACCCUUAAAUAUAGCUGUUUGUAGUGUGGCUGCAAUUCCAGAAGAUGCAGCAACCAGAAUAAUUUUCUUCUGUCCCACAUUGGCAAGGAGCAGGUUGACCAAUAGUGACUUUCCUGUGCUUCCAGGAGCAUCUAAGAAGAUUCCAUCAGUGUCAUUCUAG